Molecule: messenger RNA, 1616 nt
Organism: Dermacentor silvarum
Lineage: Eukaryota; Metazoa; Arthropoda; Arachnida; Ixodida; Ixodidae
Product: tubulin alpha-1C chain
Exons: 4
Coding region: 148-1497 (449 amino acids)
Biological process (GO): microtubule cytoskeleton organization; mitotic cell cycle
Cellular component (GO): cytoplasm; microtubule
Molecular function (GO): GTP binding; structural constituent of cytoskeleton
Source: RefSeq, a predicted model, not a curated record
UGCGCCGCCUACUGUCACGUGGUGGGCCACGUGACAUUCGAACUGCCGUGUCUAUAAAAGAGGGGCUUGUCGGCGGUGCCGCUCGUCACUUACGUGUUGUAGUUCCGUGCAGCGCAAGAACCGUUCCUUGACUUCCACUGACGAAACAUGAGGGAAUGCAUCAGUCUCCACAUCGGCCAGGGAGGCGUCCAGAUCGGUAACGCCUGCUGGGAGCUCUACUGCCUCGAACAUGGCAUCCAGCAGGAUGGCCAGAUUCCCAGUGACAAGCUGUCUGGCGGUAUCGACGAUUCCUUCGACACUUUCUUCUCCGAAACCGGCAACGGCCGUUACGUUCCGCGCGCCGUGUUCGUCGAUCUCGAGCCCACCGUUGUCGACGAGGUGCGCACUGGCGCCUACCGGCAGCUCUUCCACUCGGAGCAGUUGAUUACUGGCAAGGAGGACGCUGCCAACAACUACGCGCGUGGCCAUUACACCGUCGGCAAGGAGAUCAUUGACGUAGUGCUUGACCGCAUCCGGAAGCUGGCUGACCAGUGCUCGGGUCUACAGGGCUUCCUCGUGUUCCACAGUUUAGGCGGCGGUACUGGCUCCGGGUUCACCGCGCUUCUGAUGGAGCGCCUUUCGGUCGACUACGGGAAAAAGUCGAAGCUCCAGUUCUCGGUCUACCCAGCGCCCCAGGUCUCGACUGCUGUUGUGGAACCUUACAACGCCCUUUUGACCACGCACGCGAACUUGGAGCACUCGGACUGCGCUUUCAUGGUUGAUAACGAGGCCAUCUACGACAUCUGCCGGCGCAAUUUGGACAUCGAACGGCCCUCAUACGCGCACCUGAACCGGCUCAUCAGUCAGGUCGUCUCCUCCGUCACUGCUUCCCUCCGCUUCGAUGGUGCGCUGAACGUCGACUUGACCGAGUUCCAGACCAACUUGGUGCCUUAUCCUAGGAUCCACUUCCCGCUGGUGACCUACGCUCCCGUCAUCUCCGCCGAGAAGGCCCACCAUGAGCAGCUCAGUGUGGCCGACAUCACAAACGCAUGUUUCGAGCCGGCAAAUCAAAUGGUCAAGUGCGAUCCGCGUAACGGCAAGUACAUGGCCUGUUGUAUGCUGUACCGCGGUGACGUGGUGCCUAAGGACGUCAACGUUGCCAUUGCGGCAAUCAAGAACAAGCGCACCAUCCAGUUUGUUGACUGGUGUCCCACAGGGUUCAAGGUGGGCAUCAACUACCAGCCACCUACCGUGGUGCCCGGCGGAGACCAGGCAAAGGUUCCGCGUGCCGUAUGCAUGUUGUCCAACACGACAGCCAUCGCAGAGGCCUGGGGCCGACUGGACCACAAGUUCGAUCUCAUGUACGCCAAGCGCGCCUUUGUCCACUGGUACGUGGGCGAAGGCAUGGAGGAGGGAGAGUUCACAGAGGCCCGUGAGGACAUGGCGGCCCUCGAGAAGGACUACGAGGAGAUUGGCAUGGACUCAAACGAGGAAGUGACGGAGCAGGAGGAGUACUAGGCCGAGCACUGCAUUCCCUCGGCAAGAACCAGAGAUCCUCGUCUAACUUUAAAUGGCCGUGUGUGUUCAAAACUUUGUGAUAAAAGUUGAUUGCUCCACUGCAUCUUCAUUUCUUUCAA